This is a messenger RNA of Amoebophrya sp. A120, 800 nucleotides long. Lineage: Eukaryota; Dinophyceae; Syndiniales; Amoebophryaceae. The record is from the annotation of a GenBank genome assembly.
CGCGACUCUCGCUGGCUUUGCUGCGCUUGUCGCCAACGACACACCGACUGGCCUUCCCCAAGCCGUCCACAUUUUUCAGAAAGACGCGGGCGCAGCGCAAUGCAAGAGCUCCUCGGCACAGGUAUCGAUCUGCUCCGCGUGCGCCGAUGCACUGUACAGUCAGCCCCUAUCGCCCGACGGCCAGCUUGAAGACGUCUUUUUUGGUGAUGCAUUCAUCCAAUUAGGAGACUGGAGGCUCGGCGAUUACGACGGAAAACACGCUUCAAUUUCGCACCGCUCCGGCAACACCUCCCAGGCCUUCAAACGUAUCGACUCCAGUGCGGAAGGUACGCAGGGCGGCCACGACGAAGGUCCUGGCGCCCCGGUUGGCCCAAUGAGUAACUACAGUACGUGGGACCGCCCAGCACAGCCACAAGGGGUGCAAUACAGCCAACUUUCGCGGGUCGCAUUUGGCAGUGCAUUCAUUCAGAUCGGGGAGUGGCGUUUUGGACUGCACCGCGCUAACCACUUCUCUAUGAGCAACCAGAUCGACCAAACUGCAUUGAUCUGGUCCUCUGCAAGAUUCAUUGCGUACCCGGAUCCCCUUCUUUAUUUUGGACCACAAGGAGGCAGCACUUCAUUGUGGACGCCCCCCUGGGAGACCAAUUUUCCGCUACUUAGCUACGUACCAAAGUAUCGCUCUACGUGUGUGGAGAUAAACGAAUGCGACUACGCGCCGUGCGACGUGCGCCCGCUGCAUCUGCUCUACCCGCAAGCGGGCGCCAAACCCGGCAGCUACUUGAACGUACAGCUCAGCCAGA